GACAGGUGUCACUCAUUUUGCAGUACUGGACUGAAAAUUAAAUUCAAUCAUCUGUUAAAUUGUAAUUAAUCAGUAAACUAAAACCUGUUGAUGAACGCAGUCGUUAUUCGGUAAAUUUUAAGGAAAAAUGAAAAUUACAAUUGCAUGUUUUUUAACCACUUUUGUGGUGAUAUUUAGUGAAGUGACCUCACAGGCUGGUAGACCCGGUGCUUAUGGAGGUGGAGGAGGCGGUGGUGGACCCUUAGGUGGAGGUGGUGGAAGACCUGGCGGUGGUUAUGGGGGACAAGGUGGUGGCUUUGGUGGUCAAGGUGGUGGAUAUGGUGGUCAAGGUGGUGGCUAUGGUGGUCAAGGUGGUGGCUAUGGUGGUCAAGGUGGUAGCUAUGGUGGUCAAGGUGGUGCCGGUGGAUUUGGCGGUCAACCUGGACAACCCGGUCAACCUGGCGGUAGUGGAGGCAGCGGUUUUGGAGGCAGUGGUGGUUACGGUGGCAGUGGCGGCUAUGGAGGAAGCGGUGGUUAUGGAGGUCAGGCAGGCCAACCAGGACAACCUGGUCAACCUGGUGGUUUUGGUGGUAGAGGAGGUGAUGGUGGAUAUGGUCGUUAAUAAAAUGAUGUAGUUAGUAAUCUCGAUUAGACGUUAUAUUCCUAAUAAAGAAUUUGUUAUUUGCCCGUAAGGGCGACAUAUUGAAAAA
This is a messenger RNA of Lucilia sericata (common green bottle fly), 689 nucleotides long. RefSeq names its product glycine-rich protein DOT1-like. Lineage: Eukaryota; Metazoa; Arthropoda; Insecta; Diptera; Calliphoridae. The transcript has 2 exons. The coding region runs from base 128 to 601 and encodes 157 amino acids. The record is from RefSeq and is a predicted model, not a curated record.